AUGUCUGACACUCUGCUGGACGAAUAUGUCUUCAUUCAGAACAGAGAAUUGACAGCCGCCCUGACAAGCGAGCCAACAACACCAGGACACGUUAUUGUAAAUCUCGCUAGUCCACUGUUCAUCAAUACAGCCGAAACAAAACACGUUUUGGAGGUCAUCCGACAGAUUGCUCGCAACCUUCGUGACGUCACCUCUAGUAAGCGUUGCGGGAUGGCAUACGAUGGAGAUAAGUUGCUCCAUGUCAUUCCACUUCACGGGCUCCAAGCAUCAUGGUCUGCCAUCUUGGAUAGUGAGAAGGAGUUUCAUAAGGAAUUUCCCGGCUAUCUCUCGACCAAAAGUGGGCCCGAACUCAACAAAGAGGAAUUAGACGACAUGCAGAAGUGCAUCACUGCAAAAUCAGGAUUAUCACAUGAUGACUUCGAUACAAAUUUCCACGGAGACCUGACAGACAACAAUCUUUUCACACGCAUUAUCAGAGGCGGAUUACCGCAAUGGCGUGUCUGGGAAAAUUCAUCACAUGUCGCAUUCCUUACACCCUUUGCAAACACUCCAGGCUUUACGGUACUGGUGCCAAGGAAACACACAUCCAGCGAUAUCUUCAGCCUCGAUACUGAUGAUUACAAUGCCCUUGUUGAGGCCACUUGUAGCGUUGCUAUGCUGUUGAAACGAUCCCUGAACCUGGAGAUGUGCGGCAUGUUCUUUGAGGGUUUAGAGAUUGAUUAUACACACGCCAAGCUCGUGCCAGUGCACAUUCAUACAACUGACCGUGAACUCCUUAAAUCACCACUGAAGGAGGACUUCCACGAGUUAUACCGUGGGUCUAUCUCGACACGGCUGGGUUCUACUUCAUAUCCUGCGAAAGAGCUUCAUGAGAUGACCCGCGAACUACGGUCUAGAUUUCAAGUCUAA
Messenger RNA from Penicillium hordei, 909 nucleotides. Its product is annotated as HIT family protein. The transcript has a single exon. The record is from RefSeq and is a predicted model, not a curated record. NCBI's taxonomy places the organism in Eukaryota, Fungi, Ascomycota, Eurotiomycetes, Eurotiales, Aspergillaceae. The coding region runs from base 1 to 909 and encodes 302 amino acids. Gene Ontology annotation, molecular function: catalytic activity.